Messenger RNA from Triticum urartu, 2176 nucleotides. Its product is annotated as UDP-N-acetylglucosamine diphosphorylase 1. Lineage: Eukaryota; Viridiplantae; Streptophyta; Magnoliopsida; Poales; Poaceae. Gene Ontology annotation, molecular function: UDP-N-acetylglucosamine diphosphorylase activity. The record is from RefSeq and is a predicted model, not a curated record. Gene Ontology annotation, biological process: UDP-N-acetylglucosamine biosynthetic process.
CAGCAUGCGUAGCUUCCUCCCCCUUCCCUCUCUGUACGUUUGCAACCUGCUCCGAUCCAAAAGCCAGGGAGGAGACACCUGCAGCGCACCGCACCGCACCGCGCCGUUGUAUAUAACCUCGCCCCGCGCGGCGGCACACGCACCGGCACCGGCACCACCACGCCUCCCUCCCCUCCCUACCUACGCCUACGCGGCCCACGCCCACGCACGCACCGGCGAACAAUCCGAGCUGGCUCUUUUGGCCAUAAGCACAGCGGAUCAUUACCCAAUCACGGAUCUCUAGCCUCGCCUCGCCACCGCCCGCUGCUCCGCUCUGCCUCUGCCUCUGCCUGCUCACAAUCUCCCUCGCCCCGCCACCGUCGCCUGCUGCCGCCCCUGCCGCUUCUUGUGCUGCCGCCGCGGCGACGAGGAGGAGGAGAUGAAGGAGAUGAUGGUGGGGUCGGUGGCGCCGGUCGGCCCGGUCGGGAGGUGGGGGGCGGCGCCGCCGCAGGAGCUGCUGGAGCGGAUGAAGGACUACGGCCAGGAGGGCGCCUUCGCGCUCUGGGACGAGCUCUCGCCCGAGGACCGCGACCUCCUCGUCCGGGACAUCGAGAGUCUAGAUCUUUCGAGGAUUGACCGGAUCAUUCGACGCUCUAUGGGAUCACAAGGAGGCUAUCUGGCCCCCGCCGAGCCCGUGCCGGAAUCCAGCGUGUCGAGGGUGGAGGAGAGGUCUCCGGAGGACAAAGAACGGUGGUGGAAGAAGGGGCUGAGAGCCAUCUCCGAGGGGAAGCUGGCCGUUGUCCUUUUAGCUGGUGGCCAGGGGACUCGGCUUGGUAGCUCAGAUCCUAAGGGGUGUUUCAGUAUUGGACUUCCAUCUGGAAAAUCACUUUUCCAACUCCAAGCGGAACGCAUUUUGUGUAUUCAAAAGUUAGCUGCUCAGUCCAGUGAUAGUCCAAGAAAUAUUUUACCAAUCCACUGGUACAUAAUGACCAGCCCCUUCACCGAUGAUGUCACACGCAAAUUCUUCGAAAGCCGUAAAUAUUUUGGCUUAGAGGCUGACCAGGUGACCUUUUUCCAACAAGGCACCCUUCCAUGUGUUUCUGACGAUGGCAGAUUUAUUAUGGAGACUCCAUACAAGGUAGCCAAGGCACCUGAUGGAAAUGGAGGAGUUUAUGCCGCUCUGAAGUCUAAGAAGUUGCUUGACGACAUGUCUUCACGGGGUGUAAAGUAUGUAGAUUGCUACGGAGUUGAUAACGUAUUGGUUCGUGUUGCAGAUCCAACGUUCCUAGGGUACUUUAUAGAAAAGGGUGUAUCUUCUGCUGCAAAGGUUGUUAGGAAGGCUUAUCCACAAGAGAAUGUUGGAGUAUUUGUUCAAAGAGGUCGUGGUGGACCUCUUUCUGUGGUCGAGUAUAGUGAAAUGGAUGCGGCUAUGACUACUGAAAUUAAUCAAUCAACAGGACGCCUUCGUUAUUGUUGGAGCAAUGUAUGCUUGCAUAUGUUCAGUUUGGAAUUUCUGAAUCAAGUCGCAAACAGCCUUGAAAAAGACAGCGUGUAUCAUCUUGCACAGAAGAAGAUACCUUCGAUUCAUGGAUAUACAAUGGGCCUGAAGCUUGAGCAGUUCAUAUUCGAUGCAUUCAAUUACUCCCCGUCCACGACACUUUUUGAGGUGCUACGCGAAGAGGAAUUUGCUCCAGUGAAGAACGCGAAUGGUUCAGCCUACGACACCCCAGAUUCGGCCAAACUGAUGCUGCUCCGACUCCACAGCAGAUGGGUCGUUGCUGCUGGCGGCUUCCUGACCCAUUCUGUGCCCUUGUACAUGACAGGCGUCGAGGUUUCUCCGCUCAGCUCCUACGCCGGAGAAAACCUGGAGGCGAUCUGCCGCGGGCGGACAUUCCACGCGCCCAGCGAGAUCUCGUUCUAGGCGCAUCGGUUGGUGACAGCGGCAGCAGAUGGAGGAAGCAGUGUUGCACAGGGAUUGCAAGGUCGAACGGUCGAACGAAUGCCUCGCAGUUUGGGACAUUGGUUGUAUUGAGCUGAGCUCUUUGAGCUAUUGGCAUUAGGGUUUUCAGGUACUGGCCAGACUGUUGUAUCUUUUGUGAGUAAUUUGGCCCAGAUUCUGAAUGCGUCUUGGCUUUUGCCAUUUGUAACUCUUUUGGCUGUUGCUGCCCCUUUAGAUGAGCAUCUUCAACUGUACUAA